Messenger RNA from Scaptodrosophila lebanonensis, 2033 nucleotides. It is a transcript of the gene Nop56, whose product is annotated as nucleolar protein 56. Bases 111 to 1604 code for a protein of 497 amino acids. The record is from RefSeq and is a predicted model, not a curated record. Gene Ontology annotation, cellular component: box C/D methylation guide snoRNP complex; small-subunit processome. NCBI's taxonomy places the organism in Eukaryota, Metazoa, Arthropoda, Insecta, Diptera, Drosophilidae. The transcript has 3 exons. Gene Ontology annotation, molecular function: snoRNA binding.
GAUAUCGGACCUAUCGAUAACACUGCGUUUUUGUAGCACGUGGAGUCCAACAGCUUGUGUGAAAAAUAAUUUAAUAUUUGUGAAAAGAACGGCAUAUUUUCAUCAUAAAUAUGUCGAAUCUGUAUGUGCUGUAUGAGCAUGCAGCUGGCUAUGCCUUGUUCUCCGUAAAGGAGUUUGAGGAAGUUUCCAUGUUCCUGCCACAGGUCGAAUCCUCGGUCACCGACAUAGCCAAGUUCAAUUCGAUUGUGAAGUUGGCUGGCUUUUCGCCCUUUAAGACGGCCGUCGCCGCGUUGGAGAAUGUAAAUGCCAUAUCCGAGGGCAUUGUGCCGCAGGAUUUGAUUAAUUUCCUCGACGAUUUCUUUGCAAAGCUUAAGAAAAAGAAGUGUACCUUGGGCUUGGGUGAUUCUAAGCUGGGUGCUGCUAUUAGUGAGGCAAUUGGUGUACAGUGCAGCCAUUUUGGUGUUGUACCCGAAAUUUUGCGCGGUGUACGCUAUCAUUUCGCGAAAUUGGUCAAGGGCUUUACGGAUCAGUCAGCGGGCAUUGCACAGCUGGCCUUGGGCCACAGCUACUCGCGUGCUAAAGUAAAGUUUAAUGUGCAUCGUUCGGACAACAUGAUAAUUCAGUCGAUUGCGCUGCUGGAUCAGCUCGAUAAGGACGUGAACACCUUUUCGAUGCGUAUACGUGAGUGGUACUCCUACCACUUCCCAGAAUUGGCCAAAAUUGUACCAGACAAUUAUAUGUUUGCCAAAACUGCCAAAUUCAUAAAAGACCGUAAGACACUGACCCAGGAUAAACUUGAAGAGCUAGAGCAAAUUGUUAUGGACUCUGCUAAAGCGCAAGCCAUUAUCGACGCAGGAAAAAUGUCUAUGGGCAUGGAUAUAUCCAUUGUGGAUCUGAUAAACAUUGAAUUAUUUGCUACACGCGUUGUAAAUCUAUCGGAAUAUCGUAAGAAAUUGGCUACGUAUCUGCACAACAAAAUGAACCUUGUAGCACCGAAUCUGCAGUCACUGAUUGGCGACCAGGUAGGAGCUCGCCUCAUUUCACAUGCGGGCAGCCUGACCAAUUUGGCCAAGUAUCCUGCAUCCACAGUACAGAUUCUGGGUGCGGAAAAGGCGCUUUUCCGUGCACUCAAGACGCGAUCCAACACGCCCAAAUACGGUCUUAUCUAUCACUCAUCGUUUAUUGGUCGUGCCGGCCUUAAAAACAAAGGACGCAUUUCCCGUUUCCUGGCCAACAAGUGUUCGAUUGCAUCACGUAUCGAUUGCUUCCUUGAACAGCCGACAAGCGUGUUUGGCGAAACGUUAAAGCAACAGGUGGAAGAUCGUUUGAAAUUCUACGAAUCUGGCGAUGUGCCACGCAAAAAUAUUGAGGUCAUGAAAGAGGCCAUGGAAGCUGUAGACCAGGAAGUGGCAGAAGUGGCCAAAUCCGAGAAAAAAAAGAAGAAAAAGAAGCGAAAUGCGGAUGAUUCCGUUGUUCAGGCGGAAACUAAUGGAAAAAGCAAUGGAAAAGUAGAAAUCGAAGCUGAGGCCAAGAACGGUGAUGCUGAUGGUGAGCCUAAAAAGAAGAAGAAAAAGAAGAAGAAUAAGGGAGCCAUCGAGGCGUAAUAGUCACAGCCAAUGUGAAGCCACCCUACAUAGUUUUAGAUUAAAAUACCUUUAGGUAUCUUUUGCAGACUAUGAAACACACUUCAUAGAAUUUUUACGAUCAUGUAAGCCUAGGCUAUGACUUAGACUUAGUGUUCUGUCUAUGCCCAAACAUUAAUAAUUUUCAAUAAUUAAAAGCUUACCUUGCUUGGUAAACGGAUUCGGAGAAAUGUCUAGAUAAAGGUCCGAAAAGGCUUGGCCCAUACUGAUCGAAAUUCCAUUUCAUAGUCUGACCAGAUCACUAAUACUACUUUUAUGCAUUUUUAUAGUACUAUAAGCCGUGAACACAUUUUGCUGUUUGGCUUGACAAUAUUCUGUAUUCAAUAUCCCCGCAACUUUAUUUCAACAGACCUUAACUGUAACAAUAAAAAGUCAGACGUGACAUAUAAA